UUUACAAGUAGAUUUUCCAUCAUCAACGAUAGUUGCGCGUUCGCAAAGGGCCGAUAGCGAACAAGAAGAAGAACGUCAAAGUGCUGUCAACGCUUUACACCAAUAUUCUAUUUUAGCCAUGCAUGUCAUCGCUAAUGAAGAGACUGCGGAUGUUGCGAUAUUUAACAGAUGGUAA
Molecule: messenger RNA, 175 nt
Organism: Dentiscutata heterogama
Lineage: Eukaryota; Fungi; Glomeromycota; Glomeromycetes; Diversisporales; Gigasporaceae
Source: the annotation of a GenBank genome assembly